Venturia canescens is the source of this 2481-nucleotide messenger RNA. RefSeq names its product LIM/homeobox protein Awh-like. The transcript is spliced from 5 exons. Lineage: Eukaryota; Metazoa; Arthropoda; Insecta; Hymenoptera; Ichneumonidae. The record is from RefSeq and is a predicted model, not a curated record. Gene Ontology annotation, biological process: regulation of transcription by RNA polymerase II; neuron differentiation. Gene Ontology annotation, molecular function: DNA-binding transcription factor activity, RNA polymerase II-specific; RNA polymerase II transcription regulatory region sequence-specific DNA binding. Gene Ontology annotation, cellular component: nucleus. The coding region runs from base 587 to 1666 and encodes 359 amino acids.
UGUCAAAAGACUUUGAGUGUGAGAAAGACAGAGAGAAGACUUGGAACGUGGGCUCGUGGUAGGGGCAAGAAUCGUCGUCUCCAGUCUCAUCCGGGCCACGAACCGGACGGCAUAUUGCUCUCUGUCGCUCCGAAGAGCUUACACGUUUAUUUGUUGUCGUGAUUUUAUGUAUGGGGAUCAACAACUCGAAGAUUUGAGGAAUCGUUCGUCGAGUAUCGAUAAAGUCGUUAUUAAAUAUUUGAAUAUUUCACCAAAGUACGUCUGGACGGGGAUCUGGAUUCGAGAUUUAAUCAGACACGGGUGUGACGAUCGGUGUGACGUUCCGAGGAUUUUUAAAAACUCAAAUACUUUGUACUGUUUCACUGCGCACGUGUGUUUUUCUGGUGUUUGGAUAACUGGUUUGUGGCUGUUUCGAGAAACGUCGGGAAGAGGAUAUGGAUCAUGAAAUAUUUAUCGUGACAGGUCGCUGAUCAUACUUUGUGGAUAUUCAAAAUGAAGCAGGUGACAGAAAGAGGAAGGAGACUCUUGAAGAGGAGUGUAUUCCAGAAGUUUCCUUGAGAAUAUCAAGGCCUUAAAAAAUUGUUGGAUGACUCCAUACUCAGCAGCUUCUGAAAGUUUUAUAACGAUGGAGUAUUUGGUAGCUCGAUUGGAUGAAAUAUUGAAAAACACGGAAAUCGAGACUGAGACGGAGUCGAGCGACGUUUUGCUCUGUCCGAACAACAACAAUAAUAUUGCGAGCAUCAAAAAGAAUAUCAUCGUAAAUAACAAUAAUAAUAGCAUAAGCAGCGGCCACAGUGACCAGAGCAAUGAUGGAAUGGAAAUGGAUUGCGGGGGCUGCGGAGAGAGCAUACGCGAACGAACGGUUUUGUGCGUCGGUGGACGAAGUUGGCACUCGGGUUGUCUCAAAUGUUGUGCGUGCUCUCGACCACUUCACGACCAACAUUCGUGUUUCCUCAGGGGCAUGAGACUCUAUUGCAGGCACGACUAUGCUUUAACAUUCGGGGCAAAAUGUGCAAAAUGUGGCAGAAGCGUGGGCGCCGGUGACUGGGUGAGAAGAGCUCGAGAACGCGUUUAUCAUUUGGCUUGUUUCGCGUGCGACGCUUGUUCCCGGCAAUUAUCAACGGGCGAACAAUUUGCCCUUUUGGAUGCGAGAUUAUUGUGCAAAGCUCAUUAUCUCGAUGUCGUCGAAGGCAACAACACGUCCUCGUCCGAGGAUUGCGACUCCGAACACGGGGGAAAGGGAAGCAAAACGAAAAGAGUCAGGACGACGUUCACGGAAGAACAAUUGUCAGUUUUACAAGCGAACUUUCAACUUGACAGCAACCCUGAUGGACAAGAUCUCGAGAGGAUAGCACACGUCACUGGCCUCAGUAAACGCGUGACGCAAGUUUGGUUUCAAAACUCCCGAGCCAGGCAGAAGAAACACAGUGGAAAAAUCAAAACGCAGAUGCACCAUUCACCGCCUCUGCAGCACCAUCCGGGUGAGCAGUUGUAUCCUGGGGGUGUGAGCAUGGUUGGUUCGUAUUUGGGUGGUUAUCAGGGUGCGGGUAGUGCGGGCAGUGAGAGUCCUGGAAGUCCAAUGACGCCGUUGACGCCUCUAACGCCAAUGACUCCAACGACGCCAACGCACCACCUCCAGGCCCAGUUUUGUCAUCAAGGAACAUAAUUCAAGAGUGUCGGAAUUAUUUAAACGAGAAAAAAAAAGUUGCGGCGGGAGGAAAACCCGGUUGAAAGCUGUGCUUAUUGGAGACUAACGAUCGAAACCCUUGAAAAUGUCGUGAAUAAAAGUGUGCAAAAAUCGUUUACGUGCAUAAGCCCCAGAGCUUAUGCGAAGGAUAACGAAAAAACUCGAGUCGAAAAUUCGAGAAACGUGGAAAACGUAGAGGAGCUUGAAACUUUUUUCAUGAGGAUCAUCGGUCAUUUGUUCUUUUUUUGUUCCUCCAAUUAUUGUGUACAUAAUGCAAAUCCCCAGAGACCUGUUAUCAAAAAGAUUCGUGUGAGGACGAUGCGAGGCAGUUCUUCGUCAUGAUUCCACAAGUAUUAAAAAAAUAGUACUUACGAGUAAGUGCAGGAAAGGUAACCAGACGAAGUUGAACCGAGAGAGAUUGAAGCGUUGAGUGAAUUGUAAAUAUAGAUUAAUUCAAAGUAUCGUCGCGAACCUACCUUUAUUUAUUUUCAGGUACUUUAUUAUUUUAUUUGAUAAUGUUUAUCAAUACUGACGUCAAUGUGAUUGACAAUUAACGACACCCGGUGGUAUCGAAUGAAAAAAAGCGAAAUACGUGGAGAAAAUGAAUUGAAAAAUUUAAUUUAAUUUUUUCCUCCAGUGACAAAAAUUGAUACAACAAUUGCAAUGACGAAUUAUUGAAAUGAGUCUGUGAAUGUCAAUGGUUUAUACGAAAAUAAUGUUUUCCUUGUGAAUAUUGGCGACGAAUACCGUACUGUUAUUAUUAUAAAUAAAACAAAACGAUCUUUUACUGUUAA